AUGCUAAGAAUAAUGAUAAUGGAUUUUGUAGGACAAAAGCUAACAUUAGAGAAGGAUACCGUUAAAGGUCAUGAAGCAAACUCGACAUUAAAACCCCCAUAUACCAUCCAACGUUAUGAAAGUAUUGUACCGUUUAAGAAUUACGAGGAGUUUAAUAAUGAUUUAAAUGGUGAAAAAGAGAAAUGGUAUGUUCUUGAUGAAUUAGAGAAAGAUUAUACAUAUGAAACAAGAGUUUCAUAUGCAGCAACAUCACCGACAGAUUUCAUAUUGGAAAUAAUUAGUUUAGAGGAUGCUGCAAGGAUAAUUAAAGCAAGAAAAGGGCUGAAUUAUUUAGAAUCAAAUCCAAAUCAAAUAACAAUUACAAACAAACGAUUUCUUCGAGUGAGGGCAAUAUAUACAGGUGUAUCAAAUGUACCUCAAAAAGAAUCUAAACCUGUUAUUUAUAAUAUUGUUUUGGAAACAUUGACAUUCGGUGUUCCACGCGUGGCAUUUAAAUUAGCUUUAGUUUUAGGAAUUGCAGUUGGUGUCGGUUAUUACAUAUUUAUUCCUAAAAUAUAUGAAUCUUUACUCAUCCAUGAUAUGAAAAAUGAAAUUUCUACAGAAGGAUGUGAUCCAUUUUUACAAGCAUCUAUUUGUUAUACAAAGUUUUGGGCAGGUAAAUGGGAUGGAAAGCCUGAACAUUAUAAAGCAAUUUCAGAUACAUCUUGUAUUGUUUUUACAGAUUCUGUGAAAGUAGAUAACCUCAUAAACAUGAUACCCAUAGUCCCUACAGUGGAUUACACACAACUUACACAAAUUGCUAGAAUAUUUACUGCUUUACGUAAAUCUUUUAGAAGUCUUGUUGAUUACUGUGCUAAAUUGCAACCUAACUCUUAUGAUACCAUUUCUGACACCAAAAUCUAUUUUCCUUUUCCAACUACUUUCAAUGAUGUAUCAUUUACUUAUACUUUAUAUAUUAAACCACUUGUUUUGGCUGCAGAAGCUAAAAAUCAGAAAAUCAUUGUUAAAUUUGUUCAACGAUAUAAUGCUGAUGCACAUAACUUAUGUGCUAGAGAAAAUAAAUCACCAAAUUUGCUGGAAGUUCAGGAUAAUGUUAUAUUUGGAUGGAAAAUAAUUAUUAUGGAGUCAGUAAAUGUUAAGUACCUCAGUUAUCCUUUGAAUAUGAUAAAAGACCUCACUACUGAAGAGAAAUCAAGUAUAAAGGGUUAUAUCAAACAUCUAAUUAAUAUAUUGCAUGAAAAUGACAUAGUUUUUGGAGAUUUAAGACCAAAUAAUGUCCUAUAUGAUCAUGAUUCAAGAAGGAUAUCUUUAAUUGACUUUGAUUGGGCAGGGAGGCAUAAUGUAGAUAAAUAUCCACCAUUUAUGAACCAUCCUGAUGAUAUUAAUUGGCCACAAGGGGUAGAAGAGGGGAAACUUAUGAAAAAAGAGCAUUAUGCUAAUUUAUAUCAUUAUUUUCAGAUGUAUAAAAUAAUAGAUUCUUUCUAA
This is a messenger RNA of Entrophospora candida, 1485 nucleotides long. The record is from the annotation of a GenBank genome assembly. NCBI's taxonomy places the organism in Eukaryota, Fungi, Glomeromycota, Glomeromycetes, Entrophosporales, Entrophosporaceae.